This is a messenger RNA of Schistocerca americana (American grasshopper), 2128 nucleotides long. Its product is annotated as serine protease snake-like. Gene Ontology annotation, molecular function: serine-type endopeptidase activity. The transcript is spliced from 7 exons. NCBI's taxonomy places the organism in Eukaryota, Metazoa, Arthropoda, Insecta, Orthoptera, Acrididae. The record is from RefSeq and is a predicted model, not a curated record. Bases 1 to 1170 code for a protein of 389 amino acids. Gene Ontology annotation, biological process: proteolysis.
AUGACGUCGGCUCGUGUGUGCCUGAGGACCGGUCUGUGGGCCGCCUGCGCCAUCGCCGUCUUCCUGCGGGCAGCCGGCGCGGUCCCGCGGCAGCUCAACGGUGAGUCCGGCGUGUCUGUACAACCAGUGGCGGUGUUUCGCAUCGCGCAGGGAGCCUUCACAGAGGGCGACAGGUGCCGGGACGGCGGCGCCUCCGGGCGGUGCGUGGCGGUGGGUGCCUGCGCCUCGGCUAGGCGCGCCCUGCGGCAGCGGCGCCCUCCGCCCCCGCGCUGCGGCUUCGUGGGCGACCAGGAGGUCGUCUGCUGCACCGAGGCCGCCAACGUCGUGGUCGGCGGCGCCGGGGGCGGCCGCCUACACACAGCACUGUACUUGAAGACGCUGCUAUCUGUUGUUGCAGAGUGUGAGGUCUACAAGGCGAUCCAGAACGGCCCCACAAACCACAUCCUGGGCGGCCACGAUGCCCGGGACGAAGAGUUUCCGCACAUGGCGGCCCUCGGCUACCAGGUGCCGGGCAAGAAGGAGCUCAGCUGGCUGUGUGCCGGCUCCCUCAUCAGCGACCAGUACGUGCUGACGGCGGCGCACUGCUGCAACAACAGGGACAGACCGGCGCCAGUCAGGGUGCAGCUGGGCACGGCCAACCUGAGCUCCUCCAGGGCCGGCAGCACGCGCUACGGCAUCAGCGACAUCGUCAUCCACGCGGACUACAGCAGGUCCUCGUACAGGGCCGACAUCGCGCUGCUCAGGCUGGACAGGAGGGUCUCGUUCAGCAGGACCGUCUCUCCGGCCUGCCUCUACACCAGGGGCGGCGACCCGCCGGCCGCUCUGAUCGUCACCGGCUGGGGGGCCACCAACCCCCUGGGUACAAAGCAGAGUCGAGUUCUGCUACAAGGCACCGUCCGGUCGCUUCCCUUCUCACGUUGCCAGCAGUACAAGCAGAGGUUCCCAGAAGGCCUCGAUUCGUCUGUUAUCUGCGCUGGUGAUCCACAAGGAGUGGUUGCCAUCUGUGACGGUGAUUCUGGGGGUCCCCUCGUUGCAAAGGAAGACACCUUUACCUACUCGAUCGUCGGAAUAACCAGCAUAGGACCCAGUCCAUGCGGCGGAAACAUCCCGAGCCUCUACACCCGUGUUUCCAGCUACAUUGACUGGAUAGAAAAAUACGUCUGGCCAUAGAAUCAUUGGUUCUUCUGUAUGGUUCUUGCUUGCAACUCAGGGCAAAUCUUUCGACUUCUUCAGUGAUACACCGUUUGGGAAAACAAUCGGAAGUGUGAAUAGCAGUCCUCGAUUGUGAACUGUAACAAUAAGAAGUCUGUUUACUUGUGGCCGUAAUAAUGUGCUUGUUGGAGCGAGAUCAGUCAGUCAGUCACACAGUUGUAGUAUGUGACGCCUGUGCUUCAAUGAGUUGUUCAAUGUGACAUAAGUUUUUCGUAACAAGUAGUUUAUUUUUAUUUAUUUAUUUUAAAGUGGCUGUAUGUGAAUAUGAAUACCGAAACAGUAUUGUGAAAAUUUUCAACUCGUAUAUAGUUAGUUCCAUUGGCCGAUAAAUUAAAAUGGAUGUACGUAAUUUGAGUGAAGCAGAUAAAACUUACUGAAGAUGCGUGUUGCAGAAAUCUUUCGAAUUAAGAGACAAUGAAUAUCAGAUUCUGUUUUCGUUGUUAUUUCACGUACUGUUAAUAAAAGAUCGGCUAACUAGAGAAGUUUGAGUAAUUGUGACAGAAGUUCUUAAUUCAGUAGUAGCCCGCUUUACUAGUGUGAAUGAAUGGCAUGACUCUGUGACUAGUUGUCUUCGUAAUUAUACAGAUAAUUUCUUGGUUUGAGGGAAUACUCUGACCAGCUCAGUUUUCGUUGUCUUUAAACUUAUUUCUCACAAUUUGCAAGAAAUUUAUCUGAAUUUCAUCCAUAGUGGAUGCUGUUGAACUCCGUGACUGUUCCUUUAUAGGGUGAAGAAAAAUUUAUCGUCCUUUUAUUAUAAUACUCAUAAGUUAAUGAUUAUGUCAGAAAGAGAUAAACAAACUCUCACUGUGUUUUUAUAUAGACUGCAACGACACCAAAGGAACUGAAUUUUUAUCCUAUAACUAUGUACGUACUAGAGUGUUACCCUUUUGUAGAUAUUAGUCCUAUACGCUACCAG